AUGAGCCCAAACCAAAUGAUCAUUCAACCAUUCAAUCAAUGUAUCUAUAUGAUUCAUCAUGCCACAACUGAUAUUGAAGAAUUUUACAUGAUUGAUGCAUCGGAUGCUGAUAAUAUUGUUAAACGCCUGAUUGCAACAGUUAAUUUAAACGAUUUGGCUAAUGUUUCAACAGAAAAUGCUCCUAUUUGUAGGCUUGAACAAGUCAUUUUAGAUUGGGAGAGUGAUUUGAUGAAUCAACUUGUUGGAUCACAAAAAUUAAUCAGAGGUUUCGCCAAAACAGUCAAAAGAAGUGAAAAUUACUGUUCUUCUUAUCGUUCCUGUUUCGUAUGGAAUAGUGUGAACGAUUUUGAUGUGAAAAAUAUUGUUAUUGCUGAUAUCAAUGAAGAUGGUAUUUCAUUUGUUGACGGUUUCAUGCUCAUGUCAUAUAAUAGAGCUCCAAGUCUUGAAAAGAGUCAAUCUGUUAAUUCUCUCAAAUUGGAACCAUGCAACGAGAUUACAAUGCCACAAUCAGAUAUCAUGUCAAGAACGGAAUCUGUUGCAAUUGUUAUUCCUUGCUCAAAUGUUAUCAAAAGAGAUUACUCACUGAAUGGUUUUUUUGAUGGAAAAGACAAGGUUUAUUUAUUCGAUUUGAAGAGUGGAAAAUUUGACCUUUCAGUCACUGGUGUUUCAUUUGGUGCCACUUUCGUGAAUUCUUCUUGUGGAGUUUGUAAUGUACCAUUCUUGGAGGGUGAGAGAUUAAGAGUCUUCUUGCUUCUAAGUUUUAGAUUGUAUGAAAUUGUUUGGAAAGGAGAGGAAAAUAAUAGUGAUCUAAUCUUAAUCAGACAUUUGGAAUGGAUUGAAAGAAUCAAUUCUGUCACAAGAAUGGAUAAUUUUGGUUUAUUGAUUCAAUCUAGGUCAAAAGAUGGUACUCAAUAUUAUGUCUAUUGUCCACAACCUUAUAAUACAGAGAAUUUGAAAAAGGAAGGGAAAUUGAUAGAAUUACCAAAGAGUGUUUAUGAGAAUGUUACAGAUAUAGUGUACGCUCCUAAAUCCAAGCGUCUCUUGUCUGUGAAAGAUGUAAAUCUUUCAAAAUCACUCAGUUUGGAAGAAAUUCAAGUAUUACCAUCAAACAUAAUCAAAUCAAUUUUCAAUGAAGAAGAAUAUUUGGAAAAGUUAAAGUUUGACACUUCAUUUAAAACAUAUCAACCAAGACUCAUAACUGAUGCAUGUGAAGUGGUAACAACAAUUCCCAAUCAUCCAAGAAUUAGUCGAGCUUAUCAAAUUCUUGAAGGAAGACACAAUGAAAUUGAAAUUGUUGCUGGUAUUGGAUGUAAGAAUUAUAUUGACAAGUUGGGAGAUUUAAUUUCUAAUGAUUAUGUAGAAUUGAAUAUUGAGGAUUUGGCUGAUUACCUUGGUGCUCCAGUAAUUUAUGAACAAUAUUCUAUUGUAGAAUAUACUUAUUUUAUCAAAGAUAUGGUUGAUGGAUUAAGAUCUUCAAAAGCUAUUGAAUUUUCUCGUGUAACAAGAGGAGGAGGAGGAGGAUAUGGUUCCUCCUAUGCUUACUUUAAUGAUGAUUUUUCGUCCCCAAAGUUUAUUGGCAUAUUAUCAUGCAGACCAAAGCAACCAGAAGAAGAAGAAGAUGAUGAAAUGGAGGAUGAGGAAGAGAAAACUGAAAAAGAGUACGAACAAUUGUUCAGAACAAAAGAGUUCAAAGUUGAGAGUACUUCAAUGGUUGUCAUUGAUCCAUUUACAACAAACUCUGGCGUAAUCAUAAAGAAUGUAAGACCUGGUAUUUGGAAUUGGAAAACUACUCACAAAUCCAAAGAUCAUGUGGAUGGAGGUUAUGAGGACCAUUUUUUGACAGCUCAAAUAGUUGCCAUUCAUCAAGAUUAUUAUGAAGAAUUAAGUUCUGAUCCAAAACUUUGGUUAGUUCCAAACAAUGUCUACAGAAAAUUGGAGAGAAAUCACAAAGUUGAAAGGGAUGAAUACUAUGAUGAUGAAAUUGAGGGAGGAUGGUUUGUUAUGAAAUUGGGUGUAGGGGUAGACGUUGCCAUGGCUGGAAUCUUUGAUGAAAAGUACUUUAAUGAUGAAAAAUGUUUGGAAUUGAAGAGAAAACCAAAAUCCAAAUUUGAAGCUUCUUGCAAGCUUUCGUUUAAUUCAGAUUGGCAAGAUUACUUUUUCAAAAAGAUGGAGCAAGAUAACUAUCCUUCAAAAUUAGCAGCACCUUUUGGAAUUAUUACUUCAAGUGGAUAUGGAGAUGGAUGUUAUGCUUGUUUAUUCAAGAAAUCAAAAGGAGGAGAUGUUAUUGCUGUUCGUCUUGUAUUUUGUUAA
Molecule: messenger RNA, 2310 nt
Organism: Naegleria gruberi
Lineage: Eukaryota; Heterolobosea; Eutetramitea; Acrasida; Naegleriidae
Exons: 1
Coding region: 1-2310 (769 amino acids)
Source: RefSeq, a predicted model, not a curated record